Capsella rubella is the source of this 2144-nucleotide messenger RNA. Its product is annotated as E3 ubiquitin-protein ligase RFWD3. Gene Ontology annotation, molecular function: ubiquitin protein ligase activity; protein binding. Gene Ontology annotation, biological process: protein ubiquitination; interstrand cross-link repair. Gene Ontology annotation, cellular component: nucleus. The transcript has 10 exons. NCBI's taxonomy places the organism in Eukaryota, Viridiplantae, Streptophyta, Magnoliopsida, Brassicales, Brassicaceae. Bases 89 to 1981 code for a protein of 630 amino acids. The record is from RefSeq and is a predicted model, not a curated record.
UCUCAGUGAAAGUUUUUUUUUGGUGUUCGUCAUCCACCGGCAGAAACGGACAGAGUCGUUUGGCGCUUAAUUUUUGGGGUUCGACCUAAUGCCGCCUCGCCGGGGUUUGCCCCUCCGUGAUCCCGGAGGAAGAAUUGCACUGUUAAUUGCACUUGAAAAUCAACAAAGACUCUAUGGAGAAGAAGUAUAUAGGUAUGCCCACCAUGGAGAAGAAGAAGAAGAAGAAGAAGACGAAGAAGACGACGGAGACGAAGAAGACGAUGGAGACGAAGAGGAGGAAGAAGAUACCGAACGGCAAACCAGGGAAUACAUCGAUGUUGAAGACUCACCUAGGGUUUCACAGAACGAGAAUGAUGAGAUAGAGAAUCAGAAAAGGUCACGAGGUGUUUGUUCGUCUUCAGGAUCGCAGGAAGAUGUGGAAUGGAAACACGGCGACACUGAGGGAUUGUCUUGUUUGAUCUGUAUGGAAGUUUGGACCAACGGUGGCGAACACCAAGUCUGUUGUCUUCCCUGUGGACACUUGUAUGGAUUUUCCUGCAUCAAGAAGUGGCUACAACAGCGACAACGUGCAGGAAAGUGUCCCCAAUGCAACAGAAAAUGUAGCCUGAGAGAUGUCCGGAAAAUUUAUGCAUCACGUGUUGCGGCAGUAGAUGAUGAAGCACACAAGAGAAUCUUAUUUCUGGAGGCCAAGUUAAGUUCAAUUGAACAGAAGACUGCGAGUUGGAGUAACAAAGAAGCUCAAUGGAAGAAAAUGGAAGCAGAGCUACAAUUAGAAGUUAAUAAGCUGAAGAAGAAGAUAGCUGAUAUGGAAAUUAUUACUAUGGAUGCGCAGAGAAACGCUAAUAUGGCUUCUCAGAAGCAAUAUAUACCUGGUUAUGCGAACUCCCAAGAACAUCACGGACAUGCACCUUCUUGCAGCUUCAGAUAUCAGGGAGAAAUGCUAGUUAGUGGUGGCCGUUUAUUUGACAUAGAUGGUGGUAGAAAAAUUGUGUUAUUGGCUCGUAGGCUCUCAGGUGUUGGUGGAACGUUUGUGCUUACGCAAAUGAGCCUACAUUCGGGUGAGAUUGAUGAUAUUUUGUUGCCUCCUACCACUAGAGCAAUUAAAGAUCUUCACCUUUCCCCUCACAAUAAUGGGCUUGCAGUAUUUGGUUCUCUAGGAAAAAAAUUAUCUGUUAUAAAUUUGGAGAGCCACAACACUGUCUUAUCGUAUGGUCUACCGGCUGCACCUUGGUCUUGCUCCUGGGAUCUCAACAGCUCUCACUAUAUGUAUGCUGGACUACAGAAUGGAAUGGUUUUAGUAUUUGAUAGGCGUCAAACAACGGGACCUUUCGCAUCAUUGACUGGCUUAACAACCAAUCCAGUCCAUACUAUCCAUCAUCUCUCUACCGAUUCUACUCCAACUUCUGAUGUUCGUUCCCUCUUGUCAGCUUCUUCCAUCGGGCUGUGUCAGUGGAACAUUAAUGGUAGCGAGGGAAGCCCAUCAUUAAUUUCAGAAACAGGAACCCCAGGAGUUUGCAUAUCAUCCGCGUAUUGUCCUCGCAGUGAUCAUAUAGUGGCUUCUUAUAGACCGAGAGUUGGAUCUUCUGAUGAUACUGUGAGUCAACCUUCGUUGACCCAAAUAGGAGUCAAUAAUAGCAAUAGUAAUGGUGUCAAUGGAUUUCAUGUUAGUCUCAAGAGAAGAGGCGCUGAUUCUUAUUACCAGAAACUGUCAUCCACACAAGCAUUUGUAGACACCAUCCGUUUGCCAAGAACAACGAUUAUAGACUUUGGGGAGGAAAAGAAUCAACUUUUUGCAUCUUGUGACGAGUCCACUCGGGAGUUCAUCUUGCAAGAUCCGUUGAAUUUUGCAGUCUCUCAGCGGUUCCCAUUGUCAAGUCAUCUUCCGCUACAAGACGUGAAAUACACUCACUUCAAUGGCACGGGUCUGCUUGGUCUCUUAAACAAUGAUAAAUUGCAGCUUCUUAGGAACGAAUCGCCAUGAAAAUGAAAAAAGAUAUGAUAGUGAUGCAGGGAUAAUAGAUGGUGUAUGUUGAAAAGCAAACAUGUAUUGUAAAGCGGCUAAGUUAUCUAUCUUUUGUAAACUGGAGAUGCUAAUAGAGUAGCCAUUACUUAAUAUAUAUAUAUAGUCUUAGUUAUGAAUCUAA